Lucilia sericata (common green bottle fly) is the source of this 4836-nucleotide messenger RNA. It is a transcript of the gene Hdc, whose product is annotated as histidine decarboxylase. The transcript has 10 exons. Gene Ontology annotation, molecular function: pyridoxal phosphate binding; histidine decarboxylase activity. The coding region runs from base 411 to 2255 and encodes 614 amino acids. Gene Ontology annotation, biological process: histamine biosynthetic process; L-histidine catabolic process. NCBI's taxonomy places the organism in Eukaryota, Metazoa, Arthropoda, Insecta, Diptera, Calliphoridae. The record is from RefSeq and is a predicted model, not a curated record.
ACGAAAAUCGUUCAGUACAAUUUUAUCAUUUAGCGCGAACUACAAGUAUUUGUUGAGAUAGAGUUCAGUUCUUAGUAGAAGAGUAACAAAUCACAAGUUAAUCUAACUAACUAGUAAAAGUAUUUCCUUACACAAAAAGCAACAAAAAAAACUAUAUUCCAAAGUAUUUACACAUGUUAAAGUGAACAUUAAAACAGCUUUGGGCCAAAGUAUUUUUCCACAAAGAAAGAAAGGAAAACAUAUAGACGACAGACAUCACAACCAGAACGAAAAAAAAAAACAUACGAAAGAAUACUAAAUACAGCUUUACCUAAUUUAUUCUCCAACUAAACCUACUGAACCCAGGACUUGGAAAAAACAAACACAUAACGAAUUUAUACCAUCGUCACACUAAAUAGCAAAGAAUAACUAUGGAUUUUACAGAAUAUCGUCAAAGGGGCAAAGAAAUGGUCGAUUAUAUAGCCGACUAUUUGGAAAAUAUACGUGAUCGUAGAGUUUUUCCCGAUGUUAAACCGGGUUACAUGAAGAAUCUCCUACCCGAUUCAGCACCACUGGAAGGUGAACAAUGGGAUGCCAUAUUCGGAGAUGUUGAACGUGUCAUUAUGCCCGGCAUUACCCACUGGCAAAGUCCUCAUAUGCAUGCCUAUUUUCCAGCCCUAAAUUCAUUUCCUUCAUUAUUGGGUGAUAUGUUAGCUGAUGCUAUUAAUUGUCUGGGUUUCACCUGGGCCAGUUCACCGGCUUGUACAGAAUUGGAAAUUAUAGUAAUGAAUUGGUUGGGUAAAAUGAUUAAUCUACCAGAUGAAUUUCUACAUUUGAGUAGUGCAAGUCGUGGUGGUGGUGUAGUGCAAACUACUGCCAGUGAGGCUACAUUGGUUUGUCUGUUGGCCGGGAGGACUAGAGCUAUUCAGCGUUUUCAUGAGAAGAGACCUGGUUAUCAGGAUGCUGAAAUAAAUGCUCGUUUGGUGGCCUAUUGUUCGGAUCAGGCUCAUUCGAGUGUUGAAAAGGCGGCUUUAAUAGGCUUGGUCCGUAUGCGUUAUAUCGAGGCUGAUGAAAACUUAUCUAUGCGCGGCCAACUUUUAAGAGAAGCCAUUGAAGAUGAUAUACGCCAGGGUCUAGUGCCUUUUUGGGUUUGUGCUACUUUGGGCACCACUGGUUCCUGUUCUUUCGAUAAUUUAGAAGAAAUUGGCAUUGUUUGCCGUGAGUUUAAUUUGUGGCUGCAUGUUGAUGCUGCCUAUGCUGGCAGUGCUUUUAUAUGUCCAGAAUUUCGCACGUGGCUUAAGGGUAUUGAGCGUGCCGAUUCAAUUGCUUUUAAUCCUUCCAAAUGGCUAAUGAUACAUUUUGAUGCCACAGCUUUGUGGGUCAAAGACAGUACGGCUGUUCAUCGUACUUUCAAUGUGGAGCCUUUAUAUUUGCAACAUGAAAAUUCGGGUGUUGCUGUUGACUUUAUGCAUUGGCAGAUACCUUUGAGUCGUCGUUUUAGAGCUUUGAAAAUUUGGUUUGUUUUACGUUCCUUUGGCAUUAAGGGGCUUCAACGUCACAUACGUGAGGGAGUACGUUUGGCACAAAAAUUCGAGGCUUUAGUAUUGGCUGAUCAUCGUUUUGAAAUUCCUGCUAAAAGGCAUUUGGGUCUGGUGGUUUUUCGCAUAAAAGGCGAAAAUGAAAUAACAGAACGUUUGCUUAAACGUCUUAAUCAUCGAGGCAAUUUACAUUGUAUACCUUCCUCCCUCAAGGGCAAAUAUGUUAUACGUUUUACUGUGACUUCCACUCGUACCUCUGUAGAUGAUAUCUUAAAAGAUUGGAUGGAAAUAAAAAAUGCAGCUACCGCCAUUUUAGAGGAAAUGAAUAUUACCAUAUCCAAUCGUGUAUAUUUAAAAGAUACCAAAGAAAAAUGUGAGGGUUUCGGCUCUAGCUUAUUACUUUCCAAUUCACCACUAUCGCCCAAAAUUGUAAAUGGUUCUUUUGCGGCCUUAUUUGAUGCUGAUGAGUUUUUGGCCAAAACUUAUGCCGGUAUUCGAAUUGCACAUCAAGAAUCCCCUUCAAUGCGUCGUCGUGUUCGUGGUAUUUUAAUGUCGGGUAAACAAUUUUCUUUGGAUUCUCAUAUGGAUGUGGUUGUACAGACUUCUAUGAAUUCUCACACCACCAAUUCAAGAAUGGUCGAUUGUUAUGGCAAGACUUCAGCAAGUAGUAAGAACGAAGAACGUGAUUCUAUAUGUGAAGAUGAAGAAAGUCUGGAAGGUAUGAAGCCCAGAUUGUGAAAUGAAUUGGUUACUGAACACAACUCUCCAAUUAAAUCCCAAAAGUUACUUAGCAGUAUUAAACAAACAUCAAAAACUAACACCAAUCGACAUCAUUCAUCACCAGAAUAACUUAUCAUUAUUAACAAGAUAUGCAAAAAGAUAUGAAGUAAAUAACUUCACAAAAUCAGUGAAUAGUGUUAGAACCCCUUUAACUCAAUAUCAGCUAUAUACCCGCCCUAGACGUCCACCACCUUUAAAUACCGAACUAAGUAAAGAUUUAAGUGAAAAACAAACAGAUUUAACAAAUCUAUAUCCUGGGAAACGUUAUUUAAAUUUGGAUUUAACUCCGCACAAUGAUUCAAUAUUUACCGAUACAAUCUUUAACCUGCCGACACCAACGGAAGAUCUUAUACCCAUAAUAAUAACAGCAGAUACACCAACAUCCUCUACGAAUAGUGUACCAGAAAUUGAAGAUUUAAAUAAACUACAUCCACCUAAUAGUAGUUUUAUAGCAAUGUUAGAAUCUGAUAAUGAAGUUGAGGAUUUGAAGAAACUUUUACCUUCUACCUCAAUAUUAAUACCAAUUGAAGAAAUGGCUGAGGAAACAAAAGAUAUUGAAGAAAGUCUAGUGUCUAAUAUAAAUACUAUAACAAAAGAAGAUUUGCGCGAAGAUAAAGCAGCAAACUCUUCUUCAUUUAGCAAUUUAAUGUAUUCUGAAGAUAAUCAAGAUAAAAUAGAAGAUUUAACUCCUAUAAAUAUGAAUCCUUUUUUAAUGCAAAUAUAUCCUACUAUAGUUAAAGAUUCUUCACAUGAUCAAGAGUUAAAAUAUCCAUCUAUAGAAGAAGACUCUUCAGUUUUCAAAGCAACAAAUACAGAAAGCAAUAUGCAACCGCCAAUAUCUUCAAAUAAAGCGGAAGAUUUGCAACUUUUCAAGGAUAUAAAUAAAGAUGAUAAUCCUUCAUGUUCCAAAGACUUAAGAAAUGAAAUUAUUACAAAACUUCCAAAAGGUUCAACUAAAGACGAAGAUUCUUCAGUUUUUGGCCAACUUAGUAAUGAAAGCAGUUAUGAGCCAUCAAAAUCCGUUUCUAAUUUUGAAGAUCCUUUUGAUUUGAAAGAAUUAAACCGUAAACUCAAUAUACAGUCUUCAAAAUCUUCCAGUAUUACAGAAAAUUCUUUAGGUUUUAAAGACUUAAACAUCAGUUUAAAUCAAUCGAUGGAUUUCUUAAUUGAUUCUGCAAAAUCUUCGUUGGUUUUUAAAGAUUCUUCAGAUUUAGAAGAACUAAAUCCGGGAACUUCAAAAUCAUUGAGUUUUACAGAAUGUACUUCAGAAUUAAACAAAAAUUUAAGACAAUCAAAGGAUUCGUCGUUUAUUGAAGGUAUAAAUAAUGAAGGCAAUAAUCAACAAGCAAAUGAUGCUAAUCUUAAUGAAGAUUCUUCACUUUCUAAACAAUCAAGUACAGAAAACAGUAAUUUAUCAUCGAAUAAUAAACCCUCCAACUUUUAUAGUGAUAUAAAGAAAACUUCCAUGUCCAACGAAAGCGAUAAACAAUCUCCAAAAUCUUCGGAUGUAGUUAAAGAUUUAACGGGUUCUAAAGAAACUGGAAACAAUAUUCAAUCCUCAACUUAUACAGACGUAAUGGAAGAUUCAUCAGUUUUUAAGGAAUUAAGUAAUGAAAGCAAUAUAAAGACUUUAAAAACAACUUUGGUUUUGGAAAGCUACACAGAUCUCAAAGAAUUACCCAAUGAAAGCAAUAACCCAAAAGCUAAGUGUUCAACCCAGUCAGAUAAUUUUCCAAAUUUCAAAAACUUUAGUAAAGAAUUUGCCCUGGAACCUACAACAUCAUCUACUUUUGUUGAAAAUACUUCAAAUUUCAAGGCAUUCAAUACCAAAAGCUAUACAAAUGAAGACGUCUCCCUCUUUAAACCCUUAACCAAAGAUAAUAGUAUACAAUCUUUAAAAUCUUCAAGUCCUUUAGAAGAUUUUUCAGAUUUUAAAGAUUGCGAAAGUUCUAAUCAAUCUUCAAAAUCUUCUUCUGCUUUAGAAGUUGCAACAGUUUUUAAAGAAUUAAAUAAAGAAAAACAUAAACCAACAAAAAUAUUGAAUAGUAAAUCUAAAGAUGAUUCCUCAUCGUCAGAUGAAUUUUUACAAUCAGCACGUCAGCCAUCGAAUUAUUCAGAAGAUUCAUCUAGCGAGUCAUCAUCUUUGGAAUUGAUGUGAUUGAAAAUUCUAAGGAUAACGGAUAAAUUGCAAAUAUUCGUAUCCAGACUGCUGUGCUAGCAAUAAAAUUAGUGUAAAUCAAUACUAACCAUAUAAAAGAAUAUAAUUUAAUAUUUUAAUUAUAAUAAUAACAAAAAACUAUUUAACUAUUACCCCAAAUCAGCUUUGUAACUAAAAAUUUUUGUUGUGCUUCUAACAAUCAUUAAAAAUUAAUAAAUUAUAAAUUAAAAUGCUUGAAUAUUAUAGAAGAUAAGUUUUAAAAGUGUGCUGUUAUUAUGAUCAUUUUAAAAAGCAUUUCAAUUACUUAUAUGUGUGUGUGUACUAUAUGUAUAUCAGAAAACUGUACUAUUUAAUAUAUUAAACUAAUAAAUGUAUAUGUAU